Messenger RNA from Cajanus cajan (pigeon pea), 1182 nucleotides. RefSeq names its product calcium homeostasis regulator (gene PDE329). Gene Ontology annotation, biological process: photosystem I assembly. NCBI's taxonomy places the organism in Eukaryota, Viridiplantae, Streptophyta, Magnoliopsida, Fabales, Fabaceae. The record is from RefSeq and is a predicted model, not a curated record.
UUUCCUUUCUCUCAUGGUAGUCCAAGUGGAUAACAUAACAUAUAUAAACGAGAGGCCACAAACCAACCUCUAACCCAACAAUGGUGGUGUUGAAGUCCACUUCACCACUCUCAUCUCUCACCACAGCUCACACCUUCUUCAGCCUCUCCUCCUCCUCCAAACUCUCCUCUCCGCAUUCCCUCCGCCGCCGCCACCAUGUCCACCCCGCCGCCACCAGAGUCGCGCGCUUCGCCGUCGGAGCCUACAUGGAGAGCCCCAACUCCUUCGCCACCUUCGCCAACAGGGUCAUCGGCGCGCUCCCCGUCGUCGGCCUCCUCGCCAGGAUCCUCAGCGACGAAGGCGGCGUCGGCGACGACCUCGUCGACUUCGCCGAGUUCCGGAGGCGCGUCGGCAAGAAGUGCUCCGACGCUGACUCCACCGCGUUUUAUCAGUUCCAGGAACGACGAGGACGGGCAGGGGAUCCUCUCUAUGUUCUGUUAUGCUGUUGGCUAGCAGCUAUUGGUGCAGGUCUUCUCAAAACUGAGGAUAUUCUGGAAGGUGUGGCUAGGCUCCGGAUCUCAAAUGACAUUGAAUUUGAGGAGCAAAAUUUCAUGGCUUUGAUGAGCGAGGCAAAGGAGAGACGGGCAAAGCUAAAGGCUGAACCUCCUGCUAUACCUAUGGAGAUUCGAGCUGGCAAGGCACUUGAUGCUAUCUAUGUAUGUUGCUUUGGAAAGGACUCUUUUGAGGAAGAAGACCAGCUACUGCUGACUGCAAUGCUUAGUGCUGUUUUCCCAUCGGUUCAGCGAGAAGAGGUCCAGCGCCUUGUCAAAGACAAGGCAGAGAGAGUAGCAGCAGGAGUUGAUGAGGAUUAUGUUUCAGAUCUCAAGCCUCUGCCAAAGGACGCUGUGGAACUACAAAUGAAAGACCUUCAGUUCCUUCAACAAAAUAGUGAGACUUAACUAGGUGAAGUCUGUGAUUUCCACUGCAUAAUGGCGUUGAAUGAAAGUAUAUUUUAGAAACUAAGCUGCUUUAGCCUUUUGGCUACUCAGUACUCACAGAGAAAAAAGACGGUCAUCCUGGAUCUUAUUCUAUUAUUCUUUGGAUCCAUUUUGAAAUGUGGGGUUAUGACUUUUUUGAAAGUGCAGAAAUUUCAUGUAAUUACUGUUAGCAAUAUAAAUGGUAAAGAUAGUAAUCAUAUCUCAA